Molecule: messenger RNA, 1464 nt
Organism: Sporothrix schenckii 1099-18
Lineage: Eukaryota; Fungi; Ascomycota; Sordariomycetes; Ophiostomatales; Ophiostomataceae
Exons: 1
Coding region: 1-1464 (487 amino acids)
Source: RefSeq, a predicted model, not a curated record
AUGUCAGUCGAGGACGCAUUUGGUGACAUUCGGCUCCGUGUUUCAAAGAUUCUUGGAAUCAAGACCGCUCACCAUGUCAUCCUCCACCCAUCUGGAACAGAUGCUGAACUUACUGCGUUGCUGGCAGGGGUCAAUCAGGCACGUCAGCUCGGGUGUUCUGGGGUAGUAAACAUAGUGGUUGGCGCCAAAGAGGUUGGCUCGAACACGGCUACGGCGGCCGGCGGCAAGCAUUUCAGCAAACAUUUUCCUGUCAGCUCCACCAACAACCCCGAGGACGAGGCAGCGCAAGGUGGUAAUAUGUUCUCGCCUGUGGCAGUCAGUGCAAAUGGCAUCGAGAAUGGAAUCCAAGUGGUUGAAAUUGCUGCCAGGUUGGACGAUGGGUCCAUGGUACCGAACUUCGACGCCCUCGUGCUUCAAACAAUGGAAAACGCCACUUUGUCUUGCAAGUCAAGCGGGGAAUCAGGGCCCUUUUUUGUCCUCCAUGUUGUGGAUGGCUCAAAGCUUGGUUCUCACAUCACAAGCCGGUCUUUACUUAAGAGGAUCACUUGCCAAUACGGGGACCGCGUACUGUUCGUGCUCGAUGCGUGCCAGGCAAGAACGAGCACGGGGGAAUUGGAUUGGUACUUAGCGCGGAAUGCGGUAGUGUUAAUGACCGCAAGCAAGUUCUAUGGAGCGCCCGGAUUCUGCGCCGCAGCGUUGGUACCACAUAAGAUCGCCAUGGCGGGCCUUUUCAUCGACACAGAACCCAGGGAACCGGGGCGACCCGCAGUGGUGUCGCACAACUUGGGCAAAUAUAUCACAAAGCUGGAGGUUCCGCGCGAUCUCGAGGCCCUGCGAGCGACUCUCCCCGCCAGACCAGAAAAUGUUGGGCUAUUGCUCCGAUGGUCCUGUGGUGUGUUCGAAAUGGACCGGUUUGCAAAAGCUGGACAAAAAGGCCAACAAGUAAUUGCUUGGUGGGUUGACGGUGUGAGAGCUGUAGUUCGUAGCAAGAGGCCACACGUGCUGCUGUUGCGGGAUACCGGAUGCGAGAAGGACGAAACUGUACCGUUUCCGGCUGCGGAUACGUUUGUGGGUUGUGUUAACUCUAUCGUCAGCUUCUGCGUCAUUACUGGGGCGAGCAAAGGAGAUGGAACUCCCGUGAAAGCGCCAUCCACAAUGAGUGCUGUAGAUCUGCGACGGUUUCACAGGUGGCUGACAAUUGACAUGGAGGGCGUGUUGCCAGAGGCGGCAACCGAUGACGAGCGCCGGACGGCAAGACUGAGAUGCUUCAUUGGCCAGCCGGUGGACCUUGGCAAACUCGCUGUGCUUCGACUCGCUAUCAGCGCAUCGCUAGCGAGCGACCUAGCGGACGGUAGCCGGAGGCUUGAUGAGGUGCUGGCAGAUGAUGGCAGAGUACUGGAUAAAAUUUUGCUAGUUAAAAAGUACUAUGGAGAGUUUUGUGCUUGGGAUGCAGGAGAACUUUAA